Gamsiella multidivaricata is the source of this 2028-nucleotide messenger RNA. Its product is annotated as FAD binding domain-containing protein. The coding region runs from base 1 to 2028 and encodes 675 amino acids. The record is from RefSeq and is a predicted model, not a curated record. Gene Ontology annotation, molecular function: FAD binding. The transcript is spliced from 3 exons. NCBI's taxonomy places the organism in Eukaryota, Fungi, Mortierellomycota, Mortierellomycetes, Mortierellales, Mortierellaceae.
AUGGCCACAACAGCAUCCUCUGGCUCCACCACGUCAUCCUCCUCGACACACUCGGCCAUCUCCACUGUCCCUGUUCUGAUCGCUGGCGGUGGCCCCGUCGGACUAUUCGAGGCCUACCUGCUCACAAAACUCGGUAUCCAAGUCCGCAUCAUCGAGCGCGAGAUGGCCAUAUCGCCUCUCUCCAAGGCCCUGGGCCUCCAAGCUCGCUCCAUGGAGAUCUUCCAAAUGGCGGGCAUUGUCGACAAGUUUCUGGAACGUGGGACUAAACUGAAGGACUUCAACAUCUACAUCGGCAACAGGAAAGCGGCCACGAUCCCGGUCAUGGGCGUAAGCGCCGCAGAUACACAAUAUGGGUUUGGCCUGUUCUUGGAGCAGGCAAAGACCUCGGAGAUCCUGGUCGAAGAGCUGGAAAAGAUGGGUGUCAAGGUCGACCAUGGAUGGGAGCUCCUGGAUACCAAGGUUGUUGAGGAGAGCGAGGAGGAAGGUAUUCAGGAGGCAAGUGUUGGAGAGAAAAGGAGUCACAAGCAGGCGUACGUCGAGACGAUCAUCCGGAGGGCACUCUCUGGCGAUAACACCACUGUGGAUGAGAAGAAGGUGCUGGGGGAUGUGGACCUGCUGACGGAGCAGACUGACAAGGUAUACGAGACGCAGGUGAUUAGGUCAGAGUACCUGGUCGCUGCUGAUGGAGGGCGCUCGACCGUGCGACACAAGCUCAACAUCGGGUUCCCAGGACGCACCUUGACACAUAAAACGCUCAUGUGGGACGGGAAGUACGAGAGCGACAUGGAUUUUAGUGGUGUCACGCUGGUUCACGGAGUCGACAGGAAAAACGUCAUUGCCUUCCCACUCACGAAUGGCAGCAUCCGUAUGGGCGUCGAGGGUGGAAGCGUCGAACCUGGGGAGGAUCUGGCCAAGACAGCACAGGAUCUCACAGUCGAAAGAUUCGAGGAGCUCGUCUCUACACGCAUCGCCCCUGCAAAGUUCAAGAUCACGGAAACAGAUUGGCUGACGGUCUUCAAGAUCAACGAACGUCGCGCAGAGCACUUCGUCUACAAGAACCGUAUCUUCCUAGCGGGUGAUGCCGCACAUGUGCACUCACCCGCUGGCGGCCAGGGUCUGAACACCGGAUUGCAGGAUGCGCACAACUUGGCCUGGAAGCUCGCGUUUGUCUUGAAUAAGGUGGCUCCACCUUCACUGCUGCAGACGUAUGAGGAGCGAGAACCCAUGGCUGACAGGGCCAUUGAACUUUCAUCCAUGAUCCUGAACCGGAACCGGAACUUGGGUUUUAUGUCGAUGAUGAAGAGAAGAGUCUUUUAUUUCUUGUCGCCGUUGAUCUUUUCAGUAAUGAAGACGUUUUCUUUUGCGUCAGAGGUUAGCAUGUUGCAAGUGCGAUAUCAACCGAACGCACUCAACAAGAAUCAUGCAACGCAACCAGUUCUUUCUGAGAAGUUCCAGGUCGGCGUCCGUGCCUAUGAUUGCACCCUCCAUUCCGCUCAGUCAGCAUCCAGCAGUAUCAAGGACUCGACUCAGAUUCGACUUCACGAACUAACGAUCGGUAUCGGUCGCUUCCAUAUCCUGGUCUUCACUUCCGAUAUGCUAGCCGUCAAGGAUACGAGCGCCAUCAAUGGAAUUGAGAGGACCCAUGCCAAGGAACUCGAGAAUAAUAUCAACAACUACGUCCGCCGAUGGCGAUCCAAAUGGUCGUUCAACUCGAGUAUGACGGAUGGGUACCAGGACAAGGAUCUGUUCAAGGUUCAUAUCAUUGCCGGAUCGGCGACCGCAGCGGAUGAGGAGGACGAGGACAGUAGUAGUCUCGAUACGUUGAUCAAGAAGAACGCGGGUGAUGGAAAGAUCUUCUUGGAUGACACGAAGGUGGGGCAUCAGAGAUACGGAUUCUUGUGGAACAAGGGACCGGGAGGAAUUGUGGUUGUUCGACCAGAUUCCCAUAUUGGAUACCGCGUCAAUGGGGCUGGGGAGGACGCAUGGAAGGAUGUGGAUGAAUUCUUUUCGUCCAUCUUGGCCUUGUAA